AUGUCCAACGAACUCGCCAGCCAGGCCGGCUGGGAGUCCAACCCGCUGUCCUUCCUCUACCGCCAGGCCGUCAUCACCCCGGCCGAGAUCCCUGACGAGUUCGACCUCUCCGAAUGCACCCUCAUCAUGACGGGCGCCAGCAGCGGCCUCGGCCUCGAGGCCAGCCGCCAGUUCCUUGAGCGCUCCCUCGGCCACCUCAUCAUGGGCGUCCGCAACACCGCCAAGGGGGAGGCCCUCGCCGAGGGCCUGCGCCGCGAGUUCCCCAUGGCCCGCAUCCAGGUCUGGCACCUCGAGAUGGAGUCCUACGAGAGCGUCCGCGCCUUCGCCGCCCGCUGCCGCAAGGACCUCGCCCGCAUCGACAUCGUCAUCCUCAACGCCGCCACCAUCGCCCAGUCCUUCAUCCGCGCCCGCGAGGGCCGCGAGCUGAUGCUGCAGGUCAACUACCUGUCCACAGCCCUGCUCGCCCUGCUGCUGCUGCCCGCCAUGAAGGAGAAGCGGCCGCCGGGCGAGCCGGCCCGCCUCGUCCUCGUCAGCUCCGACUUCACCUACUGGCACGAGCCCGAGGAGGACAUGGUCACGGGUUCGCUCUUCAAGCCCGCCGACAGCGAGAAGCUGUGGGAGUCGGGGAAGAACUACCAGCAGUCCAAGUUUCUCGGCCAGCUCUUCGUCGCCAAGCUCGCGACCUUCAUCAACCCCAACGAGAUCAUCGUCAACCUGUCCAACUCGGGCCUGACGGGCGGCACCAACAUCGUCAAGCCCGCGAGCCAGAGCUUCUUCAUGGGCCUGGUGAAGAAGACGCUCGGCCGUAGCGUCGAGGUCGGCGCGAGGAGCUACCUCGACGCCGCCAUCGUCAAGGGCAAGGAGAGUCACGGCAGCUUCACCUCGGACGGUGUCAUCAAGCCGUGGCCGGCGGUCAUGUACACCACCGAGGGGACCGGGCUCAAGGACAGGUUAUGGGCCGAGACCAAGAAAGAGCCCGGCUUUGCUGAGGCGUUUGCUGAAAUCGAGAAGGGUCUGUAG
Molecule: messenger RNA, 1020 nt
Organism: Colletotrichum higginsianum IMI 349063
Lineage: Eukaryota; Fungi; Ascomycota; Sordariomycetes; Glomerellales; Glomerellaceae
Product: Retinol dehydrogenase 12
Exons: 2
Coding region: 1-1020 (339 amino acids)
Source: RefSeq, a predicted model, not a curated record